Molecule: messenger RNA, 4239 nt
Organism: Prionailurus viverrinus (fishing cat)
Lineage: Eukaryota; Metazoa; Chordata; Mammalia; Carnivora; Felidae
Gene: LSAMP
Product: limbic system associated membrane protein
Exons: 9
Coding region: 162-1247 (361 amino acids)
Biological process (GO): homophilic cell-cell adhesion
Cellular component (GO): plasma membrane; neuron projection
Source: RefSeq, a predicted model, not a curated record
CCAGGCAAAGAGAGAGGGAAAGUGGCGAGGAGCUCAGACUGGCCAAGCCCGUUCCGCCCUGGCCGUUGAUGAAAGCCCCCUGUUUGUAAAGCCCCCUCGGCGUGAGCAGCACGCACACACCCUCCAGAGUACGCGGGGACCUGCACCUCGGCGUGGCCACCAUGGUCGGCAGAGUUCAGCCUGAUCGGAAACAGUUGCCGCUGGUCCUACUGAGAUUGCUCUGCCUUCUUCCCACAGGACUGCCUGUUCGCAGCGUGGAUUUUAACCGAGGCACGGACAACAUCACCGUGAGGCAGGGGGACACGGCCAUCCUCAGGUGCGUUGUAGAAGACAAGAACUCAAAGGUGGCGUGGUUGAACCGUUCUGGCAUCAUUUUUGCUGGGCAUGACAAAUGGUCUCUGGACCCUCGGGUUGAGCUGGAGAAACGCCAUUCUCUGGAAUACAGCCUCCGAAUCCAGAAGGUGGAUGUCUAUGAUGAGGGCUCCUAUACUUGCUCGGUUCAGACACAGCAUGAGCCCAAGACCUCCCAAGUUUACUUGAUCGUGCAAGUUCCACCAAAGAUCUCCAACAUCUCUUCAGAUGUCACUGUGAAUGAGGGCAGCAAUGUAACCCUGGUCUGCAUGGCCAAUGGCCGUCCUGAACCUGUGAUCACCUGGAGACACCUUACACCAACUGGGAGAGAAUUUGAAGGAGAAGAAGAAUAUCUGGAGAUCCUCGGCAUCACCAGGGAGCAGUCAGGCAAAUAUGAGUGCAAAGCUGCCAAUGAAGUCUCUUCAGCAGAUGUCAAACAAGUCAAGGUCACUGUGAACUAUCCUCCCACUAUCACAGAAUCCAAGAGCAAUGAAGCCACCACAGGACGGAAAGCUUCACUCAAAUGCGAGGCCUCAGCAGUGCCUGCGCCUGACUUUGAGUGGUACCGGGAUGACACCAGGAUAAACAGUGCUAAUGGCCUUGAGAUUAAGAGCACGGAGGGCCAGUCCUCCCUGACGGUGACCAACGUCACUGAGGAGCACUAUGGCAACUAUACCUGCGUGGCUGCCAACAAUCUGGGGGUCACCAAUGCCAGCCUAGUCCUUUUCAAGCGUGUUUCACCCACAAUCCCCCAUCCCAUUCAAGAAAUUGGCACCACCGUGCACUUCAAGCAAAAAGGGCCUGGGUCGGUGAGAGGAAUAAAUGGAUCCAUCAGUCUGGCCGUACCACUGUGGCUGCUGGCAGCAUCUCUGCUCUGCCUUCUCAGCAAAUGUUAAUAGAAUAAAAAUUUUAAAAUAAUUUAAAAAACACACAAAAAUGCGUUACACAGGAUACAGAGAGAGAGAGAGAGAGAGAGAGAGCAAGAUGGGGGGAGACUGUUUAUUUCACAACUUUGUGUGUUUAUAAAUGGAGGGGGAAAUAAGAAAACGAAGAAGAAAAUACAUAAGUCCAUCAAUAAAAAUUUCAGUAAAUCAGGGUGGGAAAAGUUCUAUAAGGAUAUGUGUAUAUCGAUGCAAAUGUAUUCUAUACAAAGACCACAUCAUGCUAAGGACACCCGGAUGUUGUAAAAAUAAGACAAGUGAAGAAGUAUCAGAUGGAUGUUAACCACCCCCCCCACCACACACACACACACUUUAUCCUUCCUUCAUUCUUUUUCAUCUGUGGGGAAAGAAAAACUAAGGUCUUGCCUUUGGUGUCUAUAUUUCCAUCAUCUUUUUAUUCUGUUUUUCAUUUGAGCUGACUUGUAGCCAUUUCAGACUAUCAGUGGAAUCCAUGCUGGAAUCCGUGUUGAGCCUUUAUCUGGCUUUCUUGCCUCCACUAUCUCCCCAACUUUUAAGACCAUUUCCUCCCCCUUCAGUGUGUUCUAUCUCCUCCACAUCCAUCCCUGAUACUCCGUUUUAUUCCCUCCCCCGAACCCCCUGGCUGCUGCUUCUCUUCACAGCCCCCCCCCAGCACUAGUCAUGCCGCAAAUGCUAGGAAGUGCCAUUUUAAUUUUCUCCACUGUGCGUGCGUGCUCAAGCCUCUCGCUCUCACGUGGGUAUACAAGUAUGUGAGCGUGUGUGUCUCUCUCUAAAGCAUGCCAAGGGAAUGGUCCGUGUGUACAUAGACUCAUUGUGCUGUAGAUACUGUCCCGCAUUGUAAUUGUGAGACGCGGCUGUGACAAGUUGCUGGGGGACAUGGUGGAGAAGCAGGCAUGGAGCAGAGCCCCCCAGCACCCCUCCAUGGCUGUCACAUGACAUCAGUGUGUAUUCACACCAAGCUGUGCCCCUUUUAAGGGCAGAACCUCAUAUUCCUCCUAGUCUAAUCAUCAGAACCCAGUCGAGAGUCACUCAGAAUAUCACUGUAAAUGAAAGUGCCUACUAUUGAUGGGGUGAGCAAACAGUAGAAAGAAUCAGUGACGUCAAUGAGGUGACCUAGGAGAGAAGGUUUCUGAUUUCACUCUUGUUUCAGGAGUCUGAGGAAUUCAUAUAUUUCCUGGCUUUUUGCAGGCUUGGACCUGCUUUGCUGCAGGAGUGAGUAGCAUGUGUUGAGUAAAUCCCAAGAAGCAGAAAGGUCUCCAAGUGUUAACUCCCAAUGAAAGGAUGAUGAGCCACAUGGAGAUCCUAAGCAGCUCUGUUUUGCCCCCUCCCUGAGCUUCACCUAACACUGCAUUUGGCCCAUGGAUUCCCCUGAGCAGAGAUUGUUUCCUAUAUGGAGAGUGAGCAAGGCAUGAAAAGUAGACAGAUGCCCACAUCCCUACUCAUCUUGCGGAGAUGUGGGCAGAGCUCUGUACACAGCAUUGACCAUAACAAGAAAGAAUCCAUUCCUUGUGCUCCUUUGCAGAUGUUUGUCCUUAUGUUGCAAGCUAAUACUUUACUUGGUGGCUUGCACGAUCUCCCUUCUGCCCCACUGGUAAUGUUUGCAGUACCAUUGUUCAUACUGGUUCAUCAUUAUCCUAGGCCAGGCCACUGGGAUAUAUUCCACCUUCCCUGCUCACUUUUGGCUUCUAGUUCCUGAAAGAUACUAUGGGGGAUAUGAUGUCUGAGUUUACAUCAGCAAGAGUCAUCUGAAAUGUUAGUUCCUUAAUCAAAAGAUCUGGGAAACUUGUAAUAAUUUAGGCAGAAAUUGUAUGCAUACCACAACAUUUGGUAUCACUGCAGCACCAGGAUGUUCUUAGGAAAGGUUUGCAGAGAGAGCUGGCUGUAAAUAUCUUUGUCAGGAAACCAACCAUUGCUUUCGCUUAGACUAUAGGAGGCAUUGGAAGUGGCUCAACUUAUGAAAAGACAGAAGAUUAUUGCUGAGGUCAUAACUGAAUGUAUUUCAGAAAAGCCAAAUAUGGUACCUCACCUAGUUUUGGAACCUGAAAAAUAGCUGUCACAUGUUAUAAAACAGAAAACUUCCUAACUGCGAAUAGAAAAAGGAAGAGACAGAGAAAGGAAGGGAGGAAGGGAGAGGCAAAGAGAGGAGACAGGAAAGAGGGAAGGAAAGAAAGGGGAGGAUUUGAAAUUUCUGAUAGAAUUUAUUAAUUAAAGGCUCUUGGCAAUGAGCCUUGUCUUUGAAGGUAAUGAUCUCUUUGAUGAGCAACAUUUUAAAUCUGUUCUAGGGGAUUCUAUUGUUUGUUUUAGAAAGCUUAUUACCAGCCUUCUUUUGUGAUUUUGCCACUUAGACAUGAAACAGAAGGGCAAACAAAUUGGGCUUGAGGAUGGAUAAGAGUAUUUGUGGCAGAUCCUGGCAUAGGACAGAAAUUCUUAUCCAAGAAAGUAGCUACUAAAAUAUAGGGAAGGUGAGCCAUAUUCCUAUCCAGCAUCAAUUUAUUGACAAUCGGGGAUUUCUCUAACAUUUUGGUCUUAGUACAGGAAUAUAAGUUUAUCAUCCUUGAUGAUAAAUGUUCCCCAUAUAUUGAAGAGCCAGUCACAUCCCUAAGUGGAAGCUUAAGAGGAACUCACGCUAAUUUAAAGAUGUAUAAGAAAAGAAAAGUAGUAGGAGUUAGUUCAGUUUAGUAUCAGUUUCAGGAACAGAUCCUUGUGGCAUGUGACACAUUUUAAUCAUACACCUAGAUUUCUUAUUGUCUCCACCCUAUCAUAAGGACAAGGUCUUGGUUUUAUGGAAGGAGAUUCUCCACUGAAAGGAAUGUCUGCCUUGUCAGCACCAUUUGUUCCCUGAGUUUUAAUAUAAUGGAACAUAUAUUAAACAUAAUUAAACAUUUAUUGAAUAUUGUGGUGUUUGCAUAUAUCUCUGGCAGGAUCUGGGAAUUUAAAAACAUUUGUCCUGGCUCCUGUUUCAGAGCAA